Aphanomyces astaci is the source of this 3435-nucleotide messenger RNA. RefSeq lists its product as hypothetical. The transcript is spliced from 6 exons. NCBI's taxonomy places the organism in Eukaryota, Oomycota, Saprolegniomycetes, Saprolegniales, Verrucalvaceae. The record is from RefSeq and is a predicted model, not a curated record. Bases 1 to 3435 code for a protein of 1144 amino acids. Gene Ontology annotation, biological process: DNA integration. Gene Ontology annotation, molecular function: nucleic acid binding; zinc ion binding.
AUGGCCAUGGGAUCGGCCCUGCUCCAGAGUGAGCAACAGCGCGUAGCGCUGGCGAUCUCGAAGCUCGGUGGCCGAGCUAGAGAAUGGGCACUAACGUGCGGUACGUCUGUGGACGCUGCGUUUCCCACUUGGGAUCAGCUGAAACAGCAAUUACUGCGCGUAUUUGCGCCGCCUAAUCAGGCGUACCGUAUACGGUCGAAGUUCCUUGCUACCCGCCAGGGUAAAAAGGAGUUGUUGGACUAUGUCCAGGAGUUGAGGACUCUCAUCGCCGGGAUGGCGUCGAGUCCUCUUCCGGAGGUGGUCGCGGUGACCGUGUUUAUGGAAGGCCUACGCUCGGGCGCUGCCCGUAAGGAAGUUUUCCGUGUUCACCCUGCCUCGUUUGAAGAGGCUGUGAACGUGGCAUUAAAUGCCGAAUACAACUUCAAGUCUGCGAGACCAAGUUGGAGCGCUGGUAGCGCGAACCCUUCGAACGGUCCUGAACCGAUGGACCUCAGCCACGCUGAAGAUGAGGCUGAUCUCUGUGCUGCUGAGCAGCGCUUCAGCAUCCGUCGAUGCUAUACGUGCGGAAGCACCCGCCACUUGAGGCCAAGUUGCCCGCCGAAGCACCGCUUCGAACUCCCACGAGGGUUCGUCGCGGGGAAACGACGGAACCCAGUAGGUGCGGGGCGCCCUACUGGGGAAGAACUGGGUUCUGUGGGUCCUCCGGGAGGUAGGAGGAAACGGGACUCAGCCCCGCAGAGAGCUAAGCUCUCUUACUCACGCAGUGCGUGCAAGCCCGGCUUGUUAGUCGUUCAAGCGAACGUGAAAGGCUUCGACAAGCCGUGGAGAGUCUUGAUAGACUCGGGAGCAUCUGGCAAUUAUGUCCGACGCUCCACUGUUGAUGGGUAUCAACCGUAUGCGGAGGCUCUAAGGGAGCCUCGAAGAGAUAAGAUCUCUGUCCGUCUUGCGACGGGGACACUGGUGACAGUGUCGAAGGUCUCUAUUGACCUGAACGUGAAGUUCUUGGACUUUGACAGCAUGGAACGCUGCUUGGUCUUAGACCUGGAUGAGAGGUAUGACCUCAUCCUUGGUAUGGCGUGGCUCGAGAGCCACGAGCCAUGGAUCGACUGGAACGUGUCGAGCAAUGAUGCUCCACGCGACUGCAGUGAGCAGUUGUACACACUCGUGAAUGGAGUGACGGGAGAUGUCGAUGGGGACAUACGUCUCGAGCGACUCCCAUCGGUUGCCGCUCUGUUAGAGCUGGACGAGAUGUCCGCCGAGGAGCUCGGCAACGCCUUGAAGGCUGGCGAGCUUGCCGAAGUGGUCAUGAUACGACCCGAGGAGGAGUUGAACUCCUCGUCCGUCGUGGACGAAGCUGUCCUUGAGGACACGAAGCGAGCGCUCAGCGCUAGGAGUGGAUCAUCAAUCCUCAAGGAUCCCACAGAUCCGUUCCACUCCUUAAUCAAGGAAUACCACGACGUGGUGUCAAAGGAUCCGCCGUCAGGGCUGCCUCCGGAUCGGGGCGUUCGUCAUGAAAUUGACUUGGUUCCUGGAACCAAAUACUGCGUAACACGGCAGUGGCCCUUACCAAGAGAACAAUGUGACGUCAUCGACGCGUUUUUCCGUGCUAAGCACGAAGCCGGCUUGGUGCGUGAGAGUAAGUCUCCGCACUCGACACCCACGUUCUGUGUCAGAAAGCCGAACGGCAAGUGGCGCAUCGUGCAUGCUUUCAAUAAGCUGAAUGCAGCCACUAUUCCGGCGCAAACGCCGAUUCCUCGUAAGGAUGUUCUACAGAACAAUAUGGUGGGGUGUACGUUGUACAGUGCACUCGACUUGGUCGACGGGUAUUAUCAGUUGCUCAUGAGAGCUAGUGAUAUACCUCUCACGGCGAAGGAUGCACCUUGGUGCUGGGACGUCCUUCAUGACGACGCCUUCAAGGCUGUUAAGGAGAGCCUCCUUCAUGCACCCAUCUUGGCGCUUCCGGACCCGUAUCGUCCGUUUAGCGUCGUCUGCGACGCCUCCGAUUUUGCAAUCGGGUGUGCUUUACUACAAGCAGACGCCGAAGGGCGUGAACGCGUUAUCGCGUUUGAGUCUCGGCAGCUCAAGGCUGCUGAGAAGAACUAUCCAGUUCAUGACAAAGAGCUACUUGCUAUGAAGGCGUAUGCCCAAGACGCCACCUGUGUAGCCCUGCUACGUGCUCUCGGGAGUGAUGAGUUUAAAGACUCGGACAAGGAUUUGUCACAGCGCUUACGCGCGAGGCUGCAGCGUUAUACGCUUGAUAAUGGCCUGCUGUAUUACAGCACCGACCCUGAGGACACUCCUCGAGUGGUUGUUCCUCAUGAUGAGGAUCUUAAGUAUCGCAUCCUCUAUGAGGUGCAUGAUACGCCUGUCGGUGGACAUCUUGGUCGUGAGAAGACCUAUGGCUCGGUGAGCAAGAUGUACUGGUGGCCCAAGAUGUACAAGUGGGCAAGCACCUAUGUGCGUACAUGCGAGACAUGUCAACGGACCAAGUCCGCGCCGCAUGCGGCUGCACCGUUGGCGAGUUUGCCAGUCCCUUCGGGAUGUUGGCAGUCCAUGAGCAUGGAUUUUGUGUUUGGCCUUCCCAAGGAUAAGGCAGGCAACACAGGCGUUGUGGUCUUUGUGGACCGACUGAGCAAGAUGGCUCAUCUCUCGGCUGUGCCGGACACCGUCGACGGUGAGGCUACAGCUAAGCUGUUCUUAGACAGAGUCUUUCGCCAACAUGGCUUGCCUGAGGCAAUUGUCUCUGACCGAGACCCCCGCUUUACGGCAAAGUUCUGGACGUCCUUGUUCAGGGUGCUUGGCACCAAGUUGGACAUGUCCACGGCGGACCAUCCACAGACCGAUGGUCAAACUGAACGCGUGAAUCGCGUUGUGGAGGAUAUCCUCCGCAGUGUCUGCGCUGAAGCGCCUCGACGCUGGAGCGAGAUGCUCCCCCUUGUUGAGUUCGCUAUGAACAAUGCGGUGCAUGCCUCGACAGGCUUCACCCCGUUCUAUGUGAACGGCUUGGUUGACCCUCGUGUCCCUCUAUCGCCGCCACGGUGUGGCUCUGGGCUUGAUGGGGGAGGGUUAGCCGAUCGGCUUGCUGAUGUCAGCCCAGUUGCGAUUCGCAAGCAAGUCGAUGACUUUGUCUCUUUGAGACUGAGCGUCAUGCGCCGAGUGCGCGAUGCAAUGGCUGAAAGCCAGGAUCUCCAAAAGGAGUAUGCAGAUGCCAAAGGCAGAAAGAACAUGGAACAGUUUGAGAUCGGAGAUCUUGUUUUAUUAAACGCUAAAAACCUUCCUACACAUGCAGUGUCUGCGGUCUUCAAGACCAAGUUGAGACCUAGGUUCAUCGGGCCGUUCAAGGUCGUGGCCAAGAAGGGCCUAGCGUACACGCUCAAUCUUCCAAAGAAGAUGCGGCUGUCUACAGCAGGAGCAGGAGGCGGGGAUGCCUCGUAA